GCGAUUAGUAAACUGUUGGGGUGUAUUUCUGCGAAAUCAAAAAUCUGUCUUAAAUUACGUGUAAACAUUGUAUGGCUUCGGUAAAAACUUAACCCUAAAUCUAAAACACUAGUGUUACAAGCUGAAGAUCUUCAGUGACGGUUGAUAAAUCUUCGGAAUGUACGGUUUCGUGAAUUACGCUCUCGAGUUGCUGGUGACUAAAACUUUUGGGAAAGAAACAUGGGAGACCAUAAAAAAAAAAGCGGAAGUCUCCAUGGAGGGUAGUUUUCUGGUUCGGCAGAUAUACGAAGACGAAAUAACAUACAAUCUGAUCACCGCGGCUGUGGAAGUAUUGCAAAUCCCAGCUGAUUCUAUACUGGAGUUGUUCGGGAAGACUUUCUUCGAGUUCUGCCAAGACUCUGGAUAUGAUAAGAUCCUCCAGGUCCUGGGAGCAACGCCGCGGGAUUUUUUGCAGAAUCUGGACGGUCUCCACGACCACCUGGCCACCCUGUACCCUGGGAUGCGCUCGCCGUCGUUCCGGUGCACGGAGAGGCCUGAAGACGGAGCCCUGAUCUUACAUUACUACUCAGACAGACCUGGCUUGGAGCAUAUCGUCAUUGGCAUUGUCAAGACUGUAGCCAGCAAACUUCACGACACAGAAGUGAAGGUGGAACUCUUGAAGUCGAAGGAGGAAUGCGACCACGUGCAGUUCCUCAUCACGGAGACUUCGACCACGGGCAGAGUCGCACCAGAAAUCGCUGAAAUUGAGACCCUUUCUUUGGAGCCAAAAGUGAGUCCAGCCACAUUCUGCCGCGUGUUUCCCUUCCACCUGAUGUUUGACCGGGAACUGAACAUCGUGCAAGCGGGACGGACUGUCUCCCGUCUCCUGCCCAAGGUCACCAGGCCUGGGUGCAAGAUCACUGAUGUUUUGGACACGAUCCGCCCACACCUGGAGAUGACGUUCGCCAACGUGCUGGCUCACAUCAACACGGUCUACGUUCUGAAGACCAAAUCCGAAGAGAUGAGCGUCCAUCAUGCUCAUGAUGAUAUCGCUCCACUUCGCUUGAAGGGACAAAUGCUGUACAUUCCUGAAUCUGACGUGGUUGUAUUUCAAUGCUACCCCAGCGUAACUAACCUCGAUGAUUUGACCCGCCGUGGCCUCUGCAUCUCAGACAUUCCUCUCCACGACGCCACCCGCGACCUGGUGCUGAUGUCGGAGCAGUUCGAAGCUGAUUACAAGCUGACCCAGAACCUGGAGGUGCUGACUGACAAGCUACAGCAGACCUUCAGGGAUUUGGACUCGGAGAAGAAGAAGACUGAUAGACUCUUAUACUCAGUUCUGCCAAUAAGUGUGGCCACCGAACUCCGCCACAAGCGCCCAGUCCAGGCCCGUAGAUACGAUCCUGUGACCCUCCUCUUCAGCGGGAUAGUCGGUUUUGCUAACUACUGCGCCAGGAACACCGACCACAAGGGAGCCAUGAAGAUUGUCAGGAUGUUGAAUGAUUUGUACACCGCUUUCGAUGUGUUGACCGAUCCGAAGAGGAGCCCAGAUGUUUACAAGGUGGAGACAGUUGGAGACAAAUACAUGGCCGUGUCAGGUCUCCCAGAGUACAAAGAGGCCCACGCCAAACAUAUCUGUCUAUUGGCUUUGGACAUGAUGGACCUAUCACAGACUGUUACUGUGGAUGGUGAGCCUGUGGGCAUCACCAUUGGCAUCCACUCCGGCGAAGUGGUCACAGGUGUGAUCGGUCACCGCAUGCCGCGGUACUGCCUCUUCGGGAACACCGUCAACUUGACCAGCCGUUGUGAGACCACUGGUGUCCCGGGCACCAUCAACGUCAGCGAGGACACUUACAGCUACCUUAUCAACGAGACCAACUACGAUGAGCAGUUUGAGCUGACUUACCGUGGACAUGUCUCCAUGAAGGGGAAAGCAGAACCGAUGCAGACAUGGUUCUUGACCAGGAAGACAACAUAAAUUAUCAGCACCGCAUGAUAUCCGUUGCUCGACUUAGGCUUCCCCCGAAUUUCCACUUUUACCAGUUAGUUGGAAGUGCGCCGUUAUCAUUCUCGAAAUAUUAGUCACACGUUACAAUUAUUACUAAAGAUUUUUAGUUCAAAAAUAUACCUAAGCACAUGAUAUUGUGAUCCAUACCAUCACGCUUAAUAUACGUACAUUCAAAAUUGAAUUAAAAUUGAAUACCAAAUUAAAAAGUAAAUUUUAGUUCGGUUUAAAAAUAUGUAAUAAAUGUUCGGAAAUUUCGUGUAAGUAGUAGUGGAUGUUGAUUUGAGUUUGUAAACUCAAAUAAAAAUCCUCCUUUUUUUAAGUCGCUUAAAUUUGUAAUACCAUCUCCCAAGUGUAACAAAGACUUAGGCUGAAAACCGGAACAAAAUCGGGCGAAAUAAUCGCAGACAAACAUAUUAUAUACAGGUCAAACUGAGAGCCACCUUUUCGUUGUGUGUUGUAAUUAUCUUUAUUGCACAGAAAUAAUAAUACUUUUUUUAAAGGCGGUUAAAAAAAGGGACUAGUCAUUUUACACGGCUUUGCAUGCGUAAUUAUUUCAAUUAAUUCAAUUGUAGCAAACUAUGAAAAUCUAGACAUUCCUUCGAGUAUACUUACUGCCCAAAAUUAUGUUAUUAAUGAUAAUUAUUGACGAAAAAUAGUGAUUAGGUCACUAGUCUUUCUUUUGGCAUUAGUUCCAGUUACAUACUCAGUAUGCUUGCAUGUGAUAUCGCAGGUCUCAGAUUCGAAUCCUGGCCAGGACAUGAUGAGAAAUGAACUUUUGCUGAGUGGUCUGGGCCUUGGAUGUUAGCUCUAUAAGUAUUUAUUAUAAAAUAUAGUAUCGUUGAGUUAGUAUCACGUAACACAAGUUUAGAACUUACUUCGAGGCUUACUCAAUCUGUGUAAUUUAUACUUUAUAUAUUUAUUAUUCAACUCUUUGGACGGGAGCCUGAUUAGAAAUAUAGUUACCUAAGUAAAUGUUUAUUAGGUGUAAUAAUAGUUUUAUUGAAAAUUCUAUGACAUGUAACAUUCCAUGUAAUGCUUUCAUUAAAAAAAAAUUAUAAGUAUAUAUGUGUUGUAUUUCUAAUGUUGAGUUAUAUUCUGUUGAUAUUUUGAAAAUGUCUAAAGGUGUCUCAUA
Messenger RNA from Amyelois transitella, 3119 nucleotides. It is a transcript of the gene Gycbeta100B, whose product is annotated as guanylate cyclase soluble subunit beta-1. Gene Ontology annotation, molecular function: heme binding; guanylate cyclase activity. Gene Ontology annotation, biological process: cGMP biosynthetic process; response to oxygen levels. Lineage: Eukaryota; Metazoa; Arthropoda; Insecta; Lepidoptera; Pyralidae. The record is from RefSeq and is a predicted model, not a curated record. Bases 158 to 1957 code for a protein of 599 amino acids. Gene Ontology annotation, cellular component: guanylate cyclase complex, soluble. The transcript has 15 exons.